Messenger RNA from Truncatella angustata, 2421 nucleotides. Its product is annotated as heterokaryon incompatibility protein-domain-containing protein. The coding region runs from base 233 to 2221 and encodes 662 amino acids. NCBI's taxonomy places the organism in Eukaryota, Fungi, Ascomycota, Sordariomycetes, Amphisphaeriales, Sporocadaceae. The record is from RefSeq and is a predicted model, not a curated record. The transcript has a single exon.
GUGGAAAUACCACGUGUCGCAAAUUGCUUGCGUUACUCUUCUAUAACCAUCAGGCCUACUCUAUUUCUAUUUCCCACCAAACUGAAUCAAUUCCGAGUUCAAGCGUUCAAUUCCGCCCUCUUGAUCAGCAAUCCACCCGUUGCUUGAUCACCUGCCAUCAACUGUUUCUAUCUUCUGCGCAUCGUGUAGGCCCAUGGUAUGAGAUGUCGGUAGUCCAAUCCGUGUCUUGGAUAUGACGCAACCUGUUCCUUCACACUUCACAUUAGCAGUGUAUCCGUACCGUACAUUGAUUAGAGAAUCUGAAGAGAUUCGAUUGAUCUGCAUCCAAACAACAAUAGAUGGACACGUUAAUUACGCUUUGUGCACAGUGUCGAUGCACUCGGGGCCGGUAUAUUAUGCUCUCUCGUAUGUUUGGGGCGACGUAAGCAACCGUGAAUCCAUAGUCGUGGACGGCUAUAACCUCUCCGUCACGGCAACGUUGGCAUCGGCCUUGCGAGAGAUUUCUAGAGAAUAUUCGUCCGACGGUGCUGUUUAUCUUUGGGCAGAUGCCUUAUGCAUCAACCAAAACGACCAGGAUGAACGGAGUUACCAAGUUGGUCUCAUGCAUUCAAUAUAUACAGGCGCUCACCAGGUGCUCAGCUGGUUGGGUUCCAGGGAUUAUAGGGCCGCAUUCAAAUAUAUUCGUACCGGUGCCCAUCUCAUCGAGUCACGCGACGACACGUCCUGGAUUGAGAGGUUCCCUGAGCUGAUGGUCCUGGAUUACGAUCUCAAGUCAUUGGAAGCACGCACACUUUCACAGCCCAAAAGUCAGGAGCCUAGGAUUCUUCCCCCCGAUCCCACUGGGAAUCAUAUCUGGGACACAAUUGAACUGCUCGCCUGCGAUGAAUACUGGACCAGAGUUUGGAUACUCCAGGAGAUAUGGCUUAACAAGGAAACUAUCUUAUUGACCCUUGGCGCGAGGAUACACAUACAGCACCUCUGGGACUUUCUGAUAUGGUUUCAGGAUGUUCAAUUUUACCCUGACGAUCCGGCGAGUCUGCGACCAGAAGGCAUGGAACCUCAACUCUGGAAAAACACAAGAGUAGUUGCACUGUCGUUUGCUAAUAUUAGCAGUAUGAUUGAAGCGCUGCUGCAAGUUCCUAACAUAAACCAGAAACUGGGUAACCGUGAAGCAGAGCCGUUGCUUUUGGAAAUGCACCGGUUCAAUUGCUCGGUACAAGUGGACCGUGUAUAUGGUAUUCGUGCAAUAUCCAACAUGGAGUUAAAGAUCGAUUAUACAUCAUCCGUGGAAAAGGUUUAUGUCACUGCUGCAGAAGAGCUGGUUACGAAGACUAGCUUGGAGAGAAUACUGUUUGGAUGGGGUAUUGGCACAGGUCGUGCUUCGAAAUUGCCAGGUCUACCAUCCUGGGUACCUGAUUGGGGCUUACCUCCAGUAACGGGUUACCUAUCUUCACACGGAACCGGCGCUGGAAUCUCAAAUGCAGAUGAUGAUUUGGACAAGCUUGUACUGGCAAAAGCGAGGAACGGGGUCCUUACCGCCCGAAUGAUUUUUGUUGACAGUCUGGUUGGUGCCACGACAUGGACUACGACGGACGACUUGCGCGAUUUUUGCCUUAACGCAUUUCUGGGCUUCCAAGAUCUUAUUGGCACCAAGCAAAAUAUCGCAGGCAUUGUCCAGGCUCUAGUCUGUAUCAACCAGCCUUUAAAAGGGGAGCACCACCGAAUCCAUCGAGCCAUUGCCUUGUUGUUUUUCUUGAUCAUUGGCAGAGAAUGGCGCAGAAUUCGACAAUGUCGUGGAUACGAGACAAUAUUACAAGCACGUUUGGGCAUCCUGGGGAUUCGACACAACGAGGAAUUCGAAAGUGAUACACGAAAGAUCAUGCUUGGCCAAGAAGUCCCGAGUGAAAGUCGCUCCGCAAGAUACUGGCUGCAGCAUGUGGAAUAUGAUGCAGUUGACUGGAUAAGGAAUUUGCGUUUUGUUUGCAAGAAGCUUGCCAUGGUCGAAACUAAAGGAUCGCGGCUGGGUUUGGGCCCUGUGGGCAGCCAAAAAGGUGAUGAGGUCUGGAUCUUGCCGGGCUCGCACUAUCCGCUCCUGCUGCGGAAAGCAGACGGAGUGAGGAAAUUUGUGGGUAUGUGCCGGAUCAACGGGCUCAUGGACGGUGAAGUAUUUGAGCAGGUCGAGCGUGGUAUCUUGCACUUGGAGGAGGUCAGCAUUGUAUAAGCAGCAUUCCGCACAAAUGGUGCAACUUGCAAGACAUCUUGCAAACCAUGAAUGCGAUGCCAGAGAACGGGCCACCUGUUGUGGAUUAAUGCUGGAUGUCGACAUUAUCACAUAGUUCCACCGGUUACACAAUUGCCGGGCUUGUAGACAACGUCAAACCAAACUGUGGGCAAUGUCACAUGGCAUCCUCAGUCCAGAAA